Molecule: messenger RNA, 1731 nt
Organism: Penicillium soppii
Lineage: Eukaryota; Fungi; Ascomycota; Eurotiomycetes; Eurotiales; Aspergillaceae
Product: GID4/VID24 family protein
Exons: 3
Coding region: 1-1731 (576 amino acids)
Biological process (GO): negative regulation of gluconeogenesis; protein catabolic process in the vacuole; protein targeting to vacuole
Cellular component (GO): extrinsic component of membrane; GID complex
Source: RefSeq, a predicted model, not a curated record
AUGCCGCCUAACUCAGAACCACCCGGCAAUCCUCGCCUCUUUUCGACACCGCCUGAUCCUCCACCUCGAUCGUCGAUUCCUCUACUUGCCCCUGUGGAGACCGAUAACGCGCACGAUGACAACGUGAACUUCCUACGAUCGCGCCCAGCUCUCUUCAAUCCGUUAUUACCCUCACUGAGUCGACAGCGCCGUCGACGAUAUCCAGCCAACCCGCUGCCAGAAGACGAGGAUCGCAUGGAGGUGGACGAUCCCACCAAUCUGCGCACAUCCACCGAGCUCAAUCAUCGCAUCCCUAUAAUCCGCCGAAACGAAGAAGGACCAACCAAUAUGCCGAAUUACGAGGGCCGAGUACCCAACUCCCGAUCGUUGUAUGGCUGGGCACCUGGGUCCGAUGACGAGGAUGGCGUUGCGAGGGUGGAAGAAUCCGAAGACGACCAAGUGCAGCCGUUCCUCCAUAUCGUUUCAACCCGCAGCACAGUCCCCGCACGACCUCCGCGAAACUCGCCUCCAGGCCCCGCGCAACUCAUCCCCCACGAGUAUGAGACGUUGACCGCCAGCAACCGCGCGCGGACGCCGAUCUCCGCUAUGGCUGCCUUGUUACAACAUGCCAGACGUCAACCUCGAACUGCAAGGACUACUCGCACACCGCUGGAGAGUUACAUCGUGGAUCGAUAUACGGACCUGGCGCAAGAAGAUAAUAAUGAUCAUGCGGUGGCGUCUACAUCUCGCGCAUACCGCUAUCGUCCCUCCAAUCGGGCUGACACCCCACAAAAUCCCACCCACAACGACCUUCGCGCUCGCGCUGCUGCCCAUCGCCAGUUACAGUCCGAUAAUUAUCCAAGUAACGUUUUGAAGGAAACAAUAAACUAUCUGGAUCGUCUUCGAUACUCGAACUCCUUUGAAGAGAGCAUGCAUGCUGCGGCAGACAGUCGGUUACCGAUCAUGAUGGACAACAAAUCUUGGCGAGAUACAGAUUUUAUCCUUUAUACCCCGAACAUUGCACCUCCAGCAGCGUGCUCCUGGCUCCGAUCUGGAAUGACCUUUUCGGGCUGUCAACGAGCCGCAAGUGCCGGAUCUUCCGUGUUGUCGCAGCGUGUCCCCAGUCCGCACGCACCCGGCGAACCCGUUAUUGUGAAUGGAAGUGAUAGCAGCGGUCGAGUAAGCGUGUCCACCACGAGUGGCCGCCGGUACGUGGCCAACAACCGCGAUGAGAACUGGCCCGUCAAAGUCACAAUACACCACAUCAAUCACGAGGAAAUGACUCUGUCGGGAACAAUGGAGGCCUACAACAUUCCUGACAAAACCUCACCCACCCACGAUGCACACAUCGUGACUUUUUUGGAAGGUGAAAUCAUCGACUUCAACAAGCACACGCUGGAAACCAAAAAUUUCAAAGCAGACGCAGAUAUCGAUAGCACAUACUGGCGAGAACUGCAGCCAUUCAAGGAUCUGUCAGAUACCGAGAUGGCUCGAAACCUCGUGAGCCGGAAAUGGGUCACGGAGGAAUUAUCCAAGGGCUGGAUUCUGAUGAGAUGGAAGGAACGAUGCUUCAUCACCCCCACCGAUGCCCGUCAAGGCUUGACCAUCUCCGGAUUCUACUACAUCUCUCUCCGGCGCGAGGACGGACACAUCGAAGGCCUGUACUACGACCCAGGAAGUUCACCCUACCAACAACUAUCUCUCAAGCCAGAGAUUACAAAAAUGGUCCGCCCAUCGUACGAGUUCCGCUAA